AGAGGAAGAAGUAGCGCUGCAGUUCGGGGUUACAAGAGGCAAGUGGAGAGUGUUGCCAGCGCAUGUCUGCGGGGGCAACCUCCUGCACCCUGGCUCUUCCAGUGGUCUCGUCGUCCUCCGUGCCGGUUCCUGUCCCUGCGGGCUUCUCGCUGCUGGCCAACCUGAGCCAGCAGGAGCAGGAAGUCGCCGCGGCAGCAGCCCUGGCCCGCUCGGCGGCGGCGGACCUCCAUGGCCUGCUUCCGGAACUCAAUGGUGCUGAUCUGGCGAUGUCCCUGAGCCCCAAGCAGCACCACCAGCCACACACCACGCCCUUCUCUGUCACAGAUAUCCUGAGUCCGAUAGAGGAAUCGUACCGAAAACUAGAACUAUCCGGGUCUGGUGCGCCGCCGUCUCCGUAUCGCAGCAGUACCGGCGGUAGCAGUGCCGGCAGCAGUACCGGUGGGGGUGGCACCAUAGUGAGCAAUAUCCAGGCGGCGCCCAGCCCCAGCGGAGGCGCCGCGACCGCCGUCAUGGCGGCCAACCCCUACAUGCACGUGGGGCAGCUGUCGCACCACCAGUUCCCAGCGCAAUAUUGCAACGGCUCUGACAUCUCGACACACUAUGGCGACAUGCGCAACUCCGGAUGGUACGGUGCCACAGCCAACGACCCCAGAUUCGCAAUUUCCCGCCUCAUGGGCUCCUCCGCAACGGCCGGCAUGAACAUGAACAUGGGCAACAUGUCUGGCUUGUCCACGUGCAGCGUGACCGGAGACGCGAAGCCCAUGCAGUUCCCACUCGCGCAGCGCAGAAAGCGACGCGUCCUCUUCACGCAAGCUCAGGUGUACGAGCUGGAGCGGAGGUUCAAGCAACAGAAGUACCUGUCGGCCCCCGAGAGGGAGCAUCUUGCCAGUCUCAUCCACCUCACGCCUACACAGGUGAAAAUCUGGUUCCAGAAUCACCGGUACAAAUGUAAACGACAGGCCAAGGAGAAGGCAAUGGCGGAACAAAACGCGCAGAAUCAGGCCCAGAGUUCGCCGCGAAGGGUAGCAGUUCCGGUGCUUGUCAAGGACGGGAAACCGUGUUCAGGAACCGGGGAUGUUUCUGCCGGAGGUGGAGCUCGGUCAGGACUUGGUAGCGGUCAAUCCCCACAGACUGCGGGCGCAGGGGUCACUCAUUGCUCACACAGCCCUGCGAGUUCUGGGCUGACUCACCAACAACAGCAGCAGCAGCAGCACCAGCAACAGCAACAGCACCAACAGCAGCAGCAGCAGCAACAGUCAGCUUGCAGCAGUACGGCCAGCCUACUCAGCAAUAUGGCGUAUCAGCGACAGAAUCUCGCAGCUAUGGGUAUGCAACACCAGCACCAACAGACAGCUAACAUGUGUUCGUCCUACCUCCCACUUCAAGGCCGGGCCUGGUAAUGCAUUUAGUGAGGCCCAUCCUAUGGUAACGGCAUCUGUAAGGAACCCCAGAACCGUGACCGGAAACACUAUCGUAACAAUGUUAAUGUGUCGAGUUGUCGACGCAGUUUCGUGAGAUCGGAUGACAAUUGUGGAUCCUGUGGUAAUAGUGUCUCUGAUUAAUAUCAGAAUGGUGACGGAAACAGUAUCCACCUGACGAUGUCAAAGUAGCCAACUCGCUUCGUGAGGCGAAUCAUGCGGAAGUGGCCAUUAUACUGAGUAUCACAAAAUACUCUGAUGUAAAGAACAGAUCUAUCAGGGUAGGGCCAAUCGACUGUGAUCAACCUAGGGAAGACCAGUGAAGGGGUUGAAAGAUAUUUGCAUAUUCUAUAAUAAUGAAAUCUCUUAUGAAUAAGUUACCAGAAAGUCGUCCGAACAUUUUAAGUAUCGCUAUAGAUCUAUCGAAUAGCAGAUAAUCGACUAUAAUAACGAUAUAUAGCGAUAUCGACUGUGGUAAUGAUACCAAUCUAUGGGCAGUGAGCCAACUGAAGAUAUACCUCACGCUACUGACAGUGUCAAGUCAAACUCUGGCUAGUUGACUGUGCUUGUGUUAUCAAAUUGUGGAUUUUGUUUGCUGAUGUAAGGAAAAGGAGCAAGUAGACGGAAUGUGAUGUAAACCAAUGAUCUGAUUAGCUGAAAUACUGUGGUCACGGUGUCAAAUUACCAGACAUACUCAGAAACAGGUCUCGCUCUUAAGAGUAUGGCACAGUAUCUAAUAUGGGUUCAUUCGAUAUAAUGUCAACUUAUCGAUUUUCCUGAUGAGGACUGUGCUAUCAUAAGAAAGCAAACAGACCAGAAUAGACAUAAUAGCAAUCAUGAAAUCAUAGUCAGUCGAAUGCGGCAAUGAUAAAACAAAAACACUGUGUAGUCAAACCUAACUGUAAGGAGCAUGACUCAGUCCUGCGAAAUGCAUGGCUCAAGAAAACGUGUCUCAAGUACUUCUCUUGGAUAGACUAUAAGAACAUAUCAUGUUCAGACGUCCUUACAUCAAAACAAUUAAUCUUUUUUUUUUUUACAGAUCCGUUAAACAUUGCAAGAUUUGUUCGUAACAUUCGGUAAUACACUCUCAGUUCAAGACACAGAAAUAUUUCUUGACCUUCAAGUCCGUCUUCCGCGUUCAUUAACCUUUCAAGGCAAAGUGACAACUAUAUGCACCACAUAUUUUAACAUUAGAAAACUGAAUUUUGCCUACAGAUUGGAUGUUCAUAUGCUCUCAUUACAAUUCUCAGAAGAAGCAACGAUUAAUUCUAAUACACAACAUUUACAAGUUCACAUUGUAAUGGAGUUGUGGUGUGGUUUCUGAGAGGUAGGAACUAAACGUUUAAUAUAAUUGAGACGAAAUUCAUGCUUCAAAGUGUUAAGUAAUUUGUUAUAAGCAAAUUAAAAAACUCAGAGUAACAUAAUUAUAUUACAAUUAAUUAUGAAACACAAAAUUCAGUUAUCAACAUCGUAGUGUUUCCAUCUUCUUAUGAUGCAGCAAGAAACAAAAGGCAAAAUAAUAAUUUGAAUCGUAAUGCUAUAUGAAUUUUACAGACUUAGGAUAAACUUUGCCAAUGGUAGUGUUGUGCAAAUCCAAGGUCAAGUUCAUUGACUAAUAUUAAGUAUUUAGUUACGGAGGGACGAAUCGCACAGUAAUUAUAUCGGUCUGACAAUAAAGUUCGCGAACUCGUCGUGGUAAAGUGCUACAUAUCUCAUUGCUGAAUAUCACUGUGGUCGCUUUCAAAGUACUCCCCUAGGAAAAAUUUGCACUGAUGCCAGCGCCUAGUCCACCCUUCAAAACAAUUUUGGAACUGAUUUUGUGGAAUGACCUUCAGAGCUGCAGUCAUGUUACUCCCGAUUACAUCAAUGUCACCAAAAUACCGCCCUUUCAAUAUUUCCUUUAACUUCGGGAACAGAAAAGUCACUGGGGGCUAGAUCCGGUGAAUAGGGAGGACGUUCCAGCACAGUUAUUUGUUUACCAGCUAAAGCAGCCUUUUCAGCACUUCCAAAUAGUAAACCUGGUACGUCAACGUCAUCAAACCAUACUGAGGUUUGUGUCCACUGCUGCCACGGCAAGAUCGCGAACUUUAUUGUCAGUCCUCGCAUACAGCACAUCACAGAACAAUACGUGUAAGAUACGUGCAAGCAGUUGUGCUGCUCGAAAUACAGAGGAAACCUUAUAUAAUAUUUAUCGAUUUGACUCUUUCGCUCGUUUAACGUCGAAUUUCAAUGAUUAAAAGGGAACAGUGUCAGUGUUAAAUUUCCUACCUCAGAGUUUUCAUCACCUUGGCAUUGAAAUCCAUUGUUCCCCCUUAGAAGUGAAAUGUAUUAAAUCGCUUAUGGUAAGCUAAAGUUCAGAUCAUUAUAACCGUCAAAUAAAACUGCAGUAACAUUCAGUGUGGACUGCACUAUAGCUCAAGAGGUUAGUCGCUGGCUUCCCACCGCGGCGGCUCGGGUUCGAUC
Molecule: messenger RNA, 3881 nt
Organism: Cryptotermes secundus
Lineage: Eukaryota; Metazoa; Arthropoda; Insecta; Blattodea; Kalotermitidae
Product: homeobox protein Nkx-2.4
Exons: 5
Coding region: 63-1400 (445 amino acids)
Biological process (GO): regulation of transcription by RNA polymerase II; cell differentiation
Cellular component (GO): nucleus
Molecular function (GO): DNA-binding transcription factor activity, RNA polymerase II-specific; RNA polymerase II cis-regulatory region sequence-specific DNA binding
Source: RefSeq, a predicted model, not a curated record